AUGACAACCCUCAAGCCCGAGAGCCUGGCUCCCCAGCUGGCCACGGCCGACUUCAAGAGCAUCGAGCCCCUCCUCCUCCAGCUCGAGAAAUUCCUGACCCUGCGGACCUUCCUCGGAGGAUACUCCCUUUCCGCGGCCGACAAAGAAGUCUGGGCCUCCCUCUAUAGCAACAAGGUCGGCCUGGGACUCGUCCGCAAGGGCGCCUUUGCCAAUGUCAGCCGCUGGUACAACUACAUCGAGGCCGUCCACCCCGAGGUCAGGAACGACAUCACCGCCGCCGCCAAGGCCAAGAGCGCCGCCUCUGGCAAGAAACAGGGCGCAAACUACAACAUUGGUCUCAAGGGCACCCAGAAUGGGGUAGUUACUCGUUUCCCUCCCGAGCCUUCUGGGUACCUGCACAUUGGCCAUGCCAAGGCUGCCCUGCUGAACGACUACUUUGCGCACGAGGCCUUCGAUGGCAAGCUCAUUGUCCGCUUCGACGAUACCAACCCCCAGAAGGAGAAGGCUUCAUUCCAAGAUGCCAUCGUCGAGGACCUGCACCUGAUGAACAUCAAGGUUGACCUACAGACCCACACUAGCGACUACUUCCAGGAGCUGUACGAUCUCUGCGAGAAGAUGAUCAAUCUGGGCAAGGCCUAUGCCGAUGAUACCGACCCCGAGCAACAAUCUGCCGACCGAAUGAAGCGCCUCCCGAGUAAGCGACGCGACCGUCCCGCGGCCGAGAGUCUAGCGAUUUUCCGCGAGAUGAAGGCAGGCACCGACGCCGGCAAGGGGCACUGCAUCAGGGCACGGAUCCAGUACGACUCCAACAAUGGGGCCAUGCGCGACCCCGUCAUCUACCGCUUCCCCAACUGGAAGGGCGCUGAUCCUGCACCACACCACCGCACCGGCUGGACCUGGAACAUCUACCCUACCUACGACUUCGCCUGCCCCCUGGUCGACAGCAUCGAGGGAGUCACCCAUGCGCUGCGCACGACCGAGUAUGCCGACCGCAACGAGCAAUACCACUGGUUCAUCGAGGCGUUGAGCAUGCGGCAAGUCCAUCUCUGGGACUUUGCCCGUAUCAACUUCAUUAGGACAUUCCUGUCCAAGCGGAAGCUCACCAGGGUCGUCGACACUGGUCGAGUUUCUGGCUGGGAUGACCCGCGCUUGCCGACCGUUCGCGGUAUCCUACGUCGUGGAUUGACCGUGCCCGCGCUUAGAGAGUUCAUGUUGAAGCAGGGCCCAAGCCGCAACGUCGUCACCAUGGACUGGACCACCAUCUGGGCCAUCAACAAGCGCAUGCUGGAUCCUAUCGUCCCGAGACACGUUGCCGUUGAGAAGAAGGAUGUGGUUACUGUCACUUUGAAGGGCGGUCCUGAGACCCCCUACUCUGAAGAGAAGCCUAGGCACCCCAAGAACCCGUCCCUCGGCACGAGGACUGUUAGGUUCAGCAACAAGCUCAUUCUGGACCAGGCCGAUUGCGCGUCUUUCAAGGACAAAGAGGAGAUUACCCUCAUGGGCUGGGGCAACGCUAUUGUGAGGGACCAAAAGAAGACCGGUGAUGUCGUCACCGAGUCCGAGUUUGAGCUGCACCUCGAGGGUGACUUCAAGACGACCGAGAAGAAGGUGACCUGGCUCGCUGCCAACGAGGGCAACCUGGUUGAGGCUGAGCUGUGGGAGUUUGGGUACCUGAUCACCAAGGAUGUGCUUGAGAAAGACGACGAGCUUGAGGACUUCCUGGCGGAGAACACAUCGAGCAUGACUGAGGCCCUCUGCGACGCCAACCUGGCCUCACUCAAGGAUGGCGACUUCCUGCAGCUCGAGCGCAAGGGCUACUACAGGAUAGACAAGGCCGCUGGCAAGGGUCCUGGCGUGUCCACCAACUCCAACGGCUUCUUUAAUCGCAUGCAUUCUGCGGAAGCCACUCGCACUACUUUGUUGCCCGGCUACAGCGUUCCAAACGCAUCGUCAAACCAGAGAAGCGUCCGUGUUAUCGCAACCUCCGGUCUCCAUCUCGACGAGACACACUGCAAGAUGGGCAAAAUCGCCACCAUGGAGUACUUUCGGGUGCCGCCUCGAUGGCUGUUUGUGAAAAUUACGGAUGAGGCGGGCAACGUUGGUUGGGGAGAAGCGUCCCUCGAGGGCCACACACAGGCCGUAGAGGGUUGCCUCGAUGCCUAUUUCGAGCAGCACCUAGGUGCCGAGGCCGACGACAUCGAGCAGAUCUGGCAGAAGUCGUACCGCGCCGGCUUCUACCGCGGCGGGCCGGUCUUCAUGAGUGCCCUAUCUGGAAUCGAUAUCGCCCUGUGGGAUAUGAAAGCGCGGAAACUCGGUGUCCCAGUCCACCAGCUUCUGGGUGGGAAGUUGCGGGACAAGAUCAAGGUCUAUGCAUGGAUUGGAGGCGAUCGCCCUGGAGACGUUGAGAAACAAGCCCUUGCACGAAAGGCUCAGGGGUUCAAUGCCGUCAAAAUGAAUGCCACAGAGGACCUCGGCUGGCUCGACUCGCCGUCGGCUCUUGACGACUGCGUUGAGAGACUCAAGAUCGUCAAGGCCCUGUCAAUGGACGCAGGCCUCGAUUUCCACGGUCGCGUCCACAAACCUAUGGCCAAGCAGCUCGCGGCAGCACUGCAGCCUCACCGCCCCAUGUUCCUCGAGGAACCGCUCCUUUCCGAGCACAUCGGAGGUAUUAAGGACCUCCGAGCAACCAUCACCUGCCCGAUUGCUCUAGGCGAACGUCUCCACAGCCGAUGGGACGUACGGCCCUUCCUCGAGGCCGGGUGCGUCGAUAUUCUGCAACCCGACAUCUCUCAUGUCGGCGGCAUCUCUGAAAUGCGACGAAUUGCUGCAAUGGCGGAGGCGUACGACGUCGCUUUGGCGCCUCACUGCCCUCUGGGCCCCAUUGCGCUGGCGGCGAACGUUCAGGUUGAUGCGUGUAGUGCCAACUUUGCCAUUCAGGAAAUGAGUCUCGGCAUUCACUACAACACAGCUAGCGGAGGACAGCAGGAUCUGACGAGCUACACGCAUAACCCGGACGUAUGGAAGGUGACUGACGGUUACAUCGAUAUGCUCAAGGGCCCUGGCCUGGGCAUCGAGGUAGACGAGGAGCAGGUUAGGCGUUUCGCGAAGGAUUGCAAGCCAUGGGUCAGCCCAGGUUUUACUGGUCCAGGAGGCGAACUUCGGGAAUGGUGA
Molecule: messenger RNA, 3171 nt
Organism: Thyridium curvatum
Lineage: Eukaryota; Fungi; Ascomycota; Sordariomycetes; Thyridiales; Thyridiaceae
Exons: 5
Coding region: 1-3171 (1056 amino acids)
Biological process (GO): glutamyl-tRNA aminoacylation; translation; D-galactonate catabolic process
Cellular component (GO): cytoplasm; methionyl glutamyl tRNA synthetase complex; cytosol
Molecular function (GO): glutamate-tRNA ligase activity; ATP binding; galactonate dehydratase activity
Source: RefSeq, a predicted model, not a curated record